Messenger RNA from Musa acuminata AAA Group (dessert banana), 3921 nucleotides. Its product is annotated as BTB/POZ domain-containing protein At1g30440-like. The record is from RefSeq and is a predicted model, not a curated record. The transcript is spliced from 5 exons. The coding region runs from base 1107 to 2987 and encodes 626 amino acids. Gene Ontology annotation, molecular function: protein binding. Lineage: Eukaryota; Viridiplantae; Streptophyta; Magnoliopsida; Zingiberales; Musaceae.
GAAAUGCCGCAAGGCAUAUAGUGCCUCGAAAUCUUUCACUUGUGUUGACCAAUACUAUAGUCUCCACAGCCACCACCACCACCACCACUACCACCACCACCAGACCAACUGCUUCAUCAUCUUACUUGGGCAUCAGUCGUGCACGUUACGGCUUCCAUUUCCAUGCCAGCUUGAAAAAAGAAGUUUGAAGUCGCAAGAAGAAUCAUUCAGUGCUACCACUUUUUCUCAGGGAAUCUCUAUGCACGGGGACCCAAAAGUUUCAAUGCUCAUUUAGUUCCAAUGGUGUGUAAUGCAUGCAUUGGCUGGUCCCAUCCAGCUCAACAUGUUGUAGUUUGGAUUUUGGAAGAGGGCAGCCAGCAGGGCAAAAGGCAGAAUAGAAACUGCUCUUUUGGAGUGGAGUGAGACAUUCCAUUCUCUCCUGCUAUUUUGGGUUUCCUUGGUUGGGAGGUGGUGGGUGGAUUUAUCUUGUUGAGGGAUUUGUUGAGUGCUACAUUGUCCUAAAGUUUUGGUUUUUUUUUUGGUUGGUUCUUCUGCUUAUGAGGUUGUUUAACUGGUGGUACUAGUGGUACUCUUUCUGUUCUUUUUCUUUGGUGGGUUAGGUCUGGUUUUGUGAGGUAUGUGGCCUAGAAUUGCUGCUGGCUUGAGGUUGUUUGUAUGCUUUUCUAUCAUUUGCGGGUUUGGUGUCGGUGCUUUAAUAUGUUGGAAUGUCCUAAAAUGUUUGAAUGUUGAGUGAGUUUCAUCUCAGUAGAACCUGUUCUUUGUGCUUGGAGCUCUUCUGAAGAUUAGUUUCUUGAGUGAUCACUGUAUGUGCAACCUUGUGUGGCUUCUCAGGUUUUUAUUUCUUGAGCAUGGUCAUACUCCAAAUUAUUCUGGCCUUUGGGGAUUUGGGUGUGUUAUGGACUUGUGGGGAUUUUGGUUGUGAAAUAGAGUCACAGCUGUUUUCUCAGUUGUGUGCUUCUGUGGGGAACAAAUUGAUGGAGAAGGGCUUAUGACUAAAUAUUUUUAGCCUGGUAGUUGAUUUCUUAGGAUCACGGUGUGCACUGUGUAACUUUCCAGGUUCUGUUGAGGUUCUUUGUUCUGACCAUUCCAUUUAAGCUUUCUUUGGAAUGGCCUGUAAGAAGCUGGGAUCAAAAGCCGAUGCCUUUCAUCGACAAGGACAAGCCUGGUUUUGCACAACUGGGCUUCCAAGCGAUAUUAUCAUUGAAGUUGGAGAGAUGGCCUUCCAUCUUCAUAAGUUCCCUCUUUUGUCAAAGAGUGCUCUCCUGGAAAAGCUUAUUGAGGAGAUCUCUGAUGAACAAGAGGGUUGUGUAGUGAAGUUGGAUGAUCUUCCUGGUGGGUCUAAAGCAUUUGAACUAGUGGCUAGAUUCUGUUAUGGUGUGAAGUUUGAACUCACUGCAUCGAAUGUGGUUUGCCUACACUGUGCUGCUGAGCAUCUUCAAAUGACAGAGGAAAUAGCAGAAGGCAAUUUGAUCACUCAGACAGAGAUCUUUAUCAACCAAGUCGUCAUUCGUAGCUGGAAAGAUUCGAUAAAAGCACUCGUGAUGUGCAACAAUCUUCUCCCACAUGCUGAAAAUCUUCAGAUCAUUAAGAGAUGCCUUGAUUCUCUAGCUGUUAAAGCUUGUACAGAUCCCAAUCUGUUUGGUUGGCCAAUGGUGGAGCAUGGCACAAUGCACAGCCCUGGUGGGAGUGUUUUGUGGAAUGGAAUCAGCACAGGAGCCAGACCACGAAAUUGUAGUUCUGAUUGGUGGUAUGAAGACGUCUCUUCAUUGAGUCUUCCCUUGUAUAAGAAGCUGAUCUCGGUCAUGGAAUCUCGAGGUAUCAGACAAGAAGUAAUAGCAGGCUCCAUGACGUUCUAUGCCAAAAGGUAUCUGCCUGGUAUUAGUAGGCAUCACUGUAUGCCAUCUGUAGCUCUGACAGCUGCACCAUCUGAAGAAGAACAGAGACAGCUUCUUGAAGAGAUUGCAAGCAUGUUACCUUUACAAAAGGGUAUGAUAUCAACUAAUGUCUUGUUCGGUCUUCUUCGCACUGGCAUGAUUCUGCAAGUGAAACCAUCAUGCAUUUCUGACCUGGAGAAAAGAAUCGGGCUGCAGCUAGACCAGGCCACUUUGGAGGAUCUUCUGUUGCCAAACUUUUCAUAUUCUAUGGAGACACUGUACAAUGUUGACUGUGUACAACAAAUUCUUGAGCACUUCUUAGCCAUGGUUCAAGCUGCUGAUUGUGCAUCCCCUAAUAUGGUUGAUGAUGAGCAAAUAACUGGUUCACCUUCUCUGGAACCUGUUACUACUGCUGCCAAGCUAAUCGAUGGGUAUCUAGCAGAGAUUGCACCAGAUGUCAACUUAAAGCUUCCAAAGUUCCAAAAUCUGGCUGGUGCAGUACCUGAUUAUGCACGGCCACUGGAUGAUGGACUAUAUCGUGCUAUUGACAUCUAUUUAAAGGCACACCCAUGGCUCACUGAAGCUGACAGAGAACAGCUCUGCCGGCUGAUGGACUGCCAGAAGCUCUCCCUAGAAGCCUGCACUCAUGCUGCACAGAAUGAGAGGCUCCCAUUACGAUUAGUGGUUCAAGUGCUUUUCUUUGAGCAACUUCAACUUAGGACCUCAAUCGCUGGUUGCUUGCUUGUUUCUGACAACCUUGAUGGAUCACGGCCCUUGAGGGGUGGACUGGUGGGUUCAGGUGAUGCUGGUGGGUGGGCAAGCACCGUGAGGGAAAACCAUGUAUUGAAGGAAGGAAUGGAUAACAUGAGGAUGAGAGUGUCGGAGCUUGAAAAGGAGUGCAUGAGCAUGAGACAGGAGAUUGAGAAGUUGGGCCACGGGAACAGCAGGUGGAGUAGUGUCCCAAAGAGGUUUGGAUUUACGAUCAAGUCACAGAUGUGCAGUGCCCAAGAGGAGUCUGUAGGUGAUCAUUGCAGGAAUAGAAUGAACAUCAAGACUGAGAAAUUUCCAGAAAAGCUCAUGAAACACAAGAAGCAGUCAUCUGCAGGUUCAUGACCUUUCCUGUGAGGUAUCGUGGGAUUGUAACUCUAGUUUUCUUUUUUCAUCAAAAUAGGAAGCAUGAAUCCAGAUGAUAUGUUUCUUGAACAAAUUUGAUCUUGAGGUUGGCCUUCAAAAAGGAAACCUAAAUCUUGGGUUAACCAUCUGCUUCCUACUAGUGACUGACAUGCGACAUCUGCAAACUGAAACAGAUCUGUAUCUUUCUGAUUUGCUUGUGCUUCUUGGUUUCUCGUUAUAUAAAUCUGCUCAUUGUUCAAGAUUGUAUAGAUCUUGAAUUGGAUCAGCCUUUUACAUUGUGUUAUCUCAUGCAAGCUCAAUGAGCAAAUCGGCGACAAAUAGCUGCUGUAUAUUAUCUCUGAAAAAGAGUUUGGCAUGAAAAUAAGCAGUGCUAUGCUUUUGAUUUGAAUAAUGAACCAGGUAAGAUAGAUCUGCCAGUUUAGAGCUCUGUGAAUACAUCAAAUGCUUGUCGGACAGCAGAAUUCUUAGCUUUUGAGUAAAAUGGUAAAUCAAUAUUGUUUUGCACUUCACAGCAUCAGGUCAAUGGAGUUUAUCGAUAACUUGCGAUAGCAUGGUGAUCUGCAGUUGAUUACUUUCAUUACUAGUUGAUGCUUAUAUGAAUAAAUGCAAGGAAAACUGCAGGUUUGCAGAACAGAAGCAACUGAAUGGGAAUACCUUCAAAUGACUCAAUACAGGCUAACAAAGUUUGUUCUUACAGCUCCAUUCCAUCAAAGAUUUAUGAAAGGUCUGUAUGAUCCAAAUUCUUGCUGUGUUACACUUGUGUCCCUUGAUGUAAGAUUUACCUCAGUUUUUUUUUGUUCUUUUUGUUGCAGUCCAUUUUCCUGCCAUUGUGAUUAUAGUUCUGUCUGAUUUAACUCCUGAGUUCAAACAAAAUUUUCCUAGCUUCUUGUUCAUGAUCAUUGUUAAUGAGCUG